This is a messenger RNA of Pteronotus mesoamericanus, 3292 nucleotides long. It is a transcript of the gene MTERF1, whose product is annotated as mitochondrial transcription termination factor 1. Bases 94 to 1263 code for a protein of 389 amino acids. The record is from RefSeq and is a predicted model, not a curated record. NCBI's taxonomy places the organism in Eukaryota, Metazoa, Chordata, Mammalia, Chiroptera, Mormoopidae. Gene Ontology annotation, molecular function: double-stranded DNA binding. Gene Ontology annotation, cellular component: mitochondrial matrix. Gene Ontology annotation, biological process: regulation of DNA-templated transcription; termination of mitochondrial transcription. The transcript is spliced from 3 exons.
UCCAGAGGCGGAAGUAAAGCUCUUUCCAACACGGAUAACUAUUUUCCAGCUUUUCUUCUGGAGGAAUGCAAAAGUUCUCUUUCCUUAAGACAAAUGAGCAUUCCAAAAGGUUGGAGCUACUUGACCAUUCUGGCACCACGAAACCUUUCGUAUAUAAGAAGUAAUGUUCUCUUUGGUUCAAGAUGUUGGAUGAUCCGAUUUUCAUCAGAAAUCCUCUUCAAAUCAGUUUCAUUUAGGCUUUUUGGUGUGAAACAUGAUAAUGAAGACAGUGAGCCUUUUGAGAAUGAACUACUGACUAAGUUAGUGAGUAUGGGAGUAGAUGUUGACAUGGCGAAGAAACGACAGCCAGGAGUUUUUAAUAGGAUAGGUAUUAAUGAGCAGGACCUGAAGAUGUUCCUUCUCUCCAAAGGAGCUAGCGAAGAAGUGAUUGCUAGCAUAAUAUCAAGAUAUCCACGAGCCAUAACACGCACAACUGAAAAUCUUUCCAGACGGUGGGAUCUGUGGAAAACAAUUAUGACAUCGGACCUUGAAAUUGUAAAUAUUUUGAAACGUUCUCCUGAAUCAUUUUUUCGGUCAAAUAAUAACCUGAACCUGGAGAAUAAUAUAAAGUUUCUCUACUCAGUUGGAUUGACCCGUAAAUGCCUUUCUCGAUUGUUGACCAAUGCCCCACGUACCUUCUCCAAUAGUCUUGAUUUGAAUAAACAGAUGGUUGAAUUUUUGCAAGAGAUCUGUUUGUCUUUAGGUCACAGUGAUCCCAUAGAUUUUGUGAGGAAAAUAAUUUUUAAGAACCCUUUCAUCUUAAUUCAGAGCACCAAACGGGUAAAAGCUAACAUUAAGUUUUUACAGUCAACAUUCAACCUGAACAAUGAGGAGCUGCUUGCUCUGAUAUGUGGUCCAGCAGCUGAAAUCCUAGAUCUUUCCAAUGACUGUGCCAAAAGAAACUACACAAAUAUUAAAGAAAAGUUGUUUUCUCUUGGGUGCACUGAAGAAGCGGUACAGAAAUUUGUCUUGAGCUAUCCAGAUGUGAUCUUCUUGGGAGAAAAGAAGUUUAAUGAUAAAAUAGACUGCCUCAUAGAAGAAAAAAUUCACAUUUCAGAAAUAAUUGAAAAUCCUCGGAUUUUGGAUUCAAGCAUAAGUACUUUAAAAAGUCGAAUCAAAGAAUUGGUAAAUGCUGGCUAUAACUUGAGUACAUCAAACAUCACUCUUCUGUCUUGGAGUGAGAAAAGAUAUAAAGCUAAAUUGAAAAAGUUAAACAAUGGAUAGAACACUGUUCUGGGGAAUUAUAAAAAAGUCCUAAUGUGAUAUCAUUUCAUUUUGAAUAUGGGUUUUUCAAAAAGGAGAGGUUUGGUUUCUUAAUCACAUACACACAUUUAAUGCUCCUUUGGAUAUAUUGUUUUAAAGUUUCAUAAAAACUCAUGGUCAGUGUGCUCAAGUAUAGUCUUCCAAGCUACCUUUUCUCUAGUUGGAAUUAAUACAGUGUCCUAUUAUAUGAUAUAGGCUGUAUAAAAUGGCACUUCCUGCGUGCCAAAGCAAAACAAGGUAUAGAAAGAUAGGAAAUACAAAAUAAGCUUUUUGGGAUUUUUUUUUUUGUUCAAAUUAAAAAAUUGACAGAUUCAUUUAGAUAGUUCCAUUUUCUUUAAUGGGUUUGAAUGGCAACCUAUUUUUCCUGUUAUUCCCAUGUAUCUAAUUAAGGUUCACCUUCAAAAUAAAAUGCCAGUAAAAAUCUGACAGAACAAUAAGGAGGGAUUUUUUGUUCCAAGUUCUACAUUCUUUAUUUAAACCACUAUUAUGCUCCCCUGCCCCUCCCCUCAGUCUUUUAGGCUCAAUUUACUACCGGUAUCAUCUUGAUUUCUUUGAAGACAAGGGCAACUGUGGUAGGCAGAAGAGUUGCCACCCAAAGAUAUCAAAGUCAUAAUUCCCAGAAUCUAAGACACUAUUAGUUAAAUUGUAAAAGGACUUUGCAGAUGGGAUUAAAUUAAGGACCUUGAAAUGGGAUGAUUACCUGCAUUGUUCAGAUGGGCCCAGUAUAAUCAUAAGAACACUUAAAAAGUGGAAGAGGGAGGUAAAGGAGUUAAGAGUGAUACGAUGUUAGAAGGACUUGAUCAGUAAUGCUUUGAAGGAGGAAGGGCCUAUGAGCCAAGGAAUACAGGUAACCUCUAUAAAAUGUAAAAGGCAAGGAAGCACUCCUAGUGCCUCCAGAAGGAAAUACAGGCCUGCCAGGACCUUACAUUAAGCCUAGUGAGACCUAUGUCAAACUUAUGACCUAUAGGACUAUAAGAUAAUAAAUUUGUGUUGUUUUAAGCCUCUGAGUUUGUGAUAAUUUGUUACAGCAGGAAAUAGAAUAAGGCAGCGACUAAAAAUGAUUAGUUACAAUAUAGGUCAAGUCACAAAAUGUGGUCCUUUUAGUAUCGUAUCUGUAUUUAUUCUUCAUAUAAUUACCAUUUUUAUUCAACUACCUUUCUGGAAUGGCUAAUGAGUUUUGUAAAAUCCUCUAAAUGUAUACUAAAAACUAGGUGUGAGUAAUACAAUCUAAAUUAAGGAAUAUUUUUGCCUAGUGAAUGUAGUUUAAAGAAAUGGUGAUAAUUUCUGUAUAUUUAGAUUUUGUUGGCAUUUUAUCUAGUAUAAAAAAAAGAACACCAAAUAGAUGGUGUUUGUAUCUUGAAGACAUUGACAAGCUAGCUUUGAUGUAAAAUGAGAGGGAUGGGACAAAUUUCAUAACCUUAAUUACUUUUGUUUUCCAGAGACAUUUAUUUUCUAGAUGUGGAUUUUGAAUUAAAUAAUGGUGUUCAACCUUUUAAGCCUUGUUGCCUAUUGUUUGGUGGGAUAGGUAGUAAACUAAGGCAGGGAGAAGGAAGGAGACAUGUCUCACCCAUUGACUCAGCAGUCCUGAGCCUGGUUCGAUAAGAUGUCCAUUCUGAACAUCACAGGCAGGGAUAGUGCAGGAGGACGGGAGUCUCUGUGCUGGGAAAGGGAUCCUCUGUAACAAUUUCACUAAGACAAAGAACCUUUACUAGCUAAGAAAGAAAGCCUUUGUAGCUGUACAUUAUUCCCAAGGUGUGGAAGGGGAAGAAAGAGGGGAAACCUAUAAACUGACUAAAGUAUAUAAACCCUGAAUCCCAAUAGUAAGUGCACUGGGGUUAGCCAGGUGCCCACCUGUAGCAGCUCAAAUGUAUAGAAUAAACUUACAACUUUAUUUCUUCUAUGUGUGGGGCAUUCAGACUAGCUGGGUGCUUGCCUGUAGUUUUGUGCUUGUGUGUGUUUCAUAAAUAAACUUGCUAUCUCAUUUCCACUA